AUGAAACGUAAAAAAGAUGAAGAGAAGAACAUUGCGUUACAAACAAUGGAACGGUUAAGAUUGUGGAGAUACAGAAAGCUGACUAAUGAAAAUGUCAAGGAUGAAAAAGUCAUCGAGAAGUAUUCAGACGACGAGGAUUAUAAUUCAUGCUUCAAAUUGAAAAGGAAUAUAAAGAACUUCAGAUUGAAAAAGAAGGAAAAACUCAAACGACAGAAUGUUAAGAUUUUACCAACGAUUCAUGAAGCAUCAUCAGCCAAAAAAAAUUCACUAAGCAUGAUUCCUACUGAGUCUGGUGCUGACUCUUAA
Messenger RNA from Clunio marinus, 306 nucleotides. NCBI's taxonomy places the organism in Eukaryota, Metazoa, Arthropoda, Insecta, Diptera, Chironomidae. The record is from the annotation of a GenBank genome assembly.